AUGGAUACGACAUCCUUCACUCAACAUCUGGAGGCUUCAGCUAGCGCCAUAUUCAAAAAAAUCUCUUCAUCAACGGAUCAGAAAACUGUCGCAAAUUUUGGAAGGGCUGCUGCAAUCACUUGGGCUAUGUAUAUCGUUGCUUCGAAAUUGUAUAGCGCAUUUUUGGGACCUUUGAGUAGUAUUCCUGGUCCACUGGGCCUCAAAUUUUAUGGUGUGCGCUUCACACCCGGUAUCGAAGAUCCACCUGGAACAUCUUAUAAGAAGCUUAAAGCAUGGCACGCCAAGUAUGGUUCCAUUGUGCGUCUAGGACCCAACUGCAUUAACAUUGCGGAUAAGCGCAUGCUUCAAGAGAUCUUUCGCAAUGACGAAGUGUAUCUGAAAGGGCCGAUGUAUAUUCGACUUCAGAAACGCUCCCCUCCAGAUCUGUUAAGUACCAUUGACAGGGCCAAGCACAAGCAACGUAGACGCGUUCUUUCACCAGCGUUUGCGGUCAAGUACCUAAACUCGCUCGAAACGUAUAUGCUAAAAACAACCCAAGCAUUCUUCGAUCGGAUUGACAGAGAUAUUGCAAAGACCAGCAACGAACAAGGUUACGGUCAGGUUGAUAUUUGGAUCCUCGUUCACUAUUUAGCAUUGGAUAUCAUUGGUGAAGCUGCAUUCGGAAAAACCUUCAACAUGUUGGAAGGCAACGAUCAUCUUGUUCCCCGUACCAUAACCAAAAAUAUGAAAAUGCUGCAUUAUCUUGUCACUCAUCCCAUUUCAGGCCCUCUAAAAUUGAUGCUUCCCGCAAGCAGUCGUGGUAUUUUAAAAGCUAACAGUGAACUAAAGGAGUUUAUGAAAGAAGUUAUUAUGGAACGAUUGGUAGGAGGCGAAAAGGCCCGUCGCAACGAUAUCCUUCAAAUCCUUAUUGAUACUCAACAUGCCAGCAACAGCGAAGAUCGACUGACAGCUUCCGCGAUUGCUCAAGAAACGGUACUGUUCCUGACUGCUGGAUCGGAAACAACGAGCAACAGCAUGGGCUUUGUGGUUGUUGAGCUGAUGACGAACCCACAAGCACUCGUCAAAUUGCGUCAAGAAGUUGAUGCUAUCGACUUUAAACCGGGCCAUAAGCUGUUGCUACAUGAACAAGUGAAACAUCUGCCGUACUUGAACGCCGUUAUCAACGAGACUUUGAGAUUGGAUGCUGUCGUCGUAGGAGCCCUAGAGCGUGUGCCAACACGUGAUGUUGUGAUAGACGGUCGCUUGUUCGUUCCCAAAGGCAUGGAUCCAGCAUACUGGCCCGAGCCAGAAAAAUGGAUUCCUGAGCGUUGGGUUCCUGGUUCUGGUGCACCUCCAGCAGAUACUGAAGCGUUCCUUCCCUUCAGCACUGGCCCAAGAAACUGUGUUGGAAAGACGUUUGCGGAACAAGAGAUGCGACUAUCGAUUGCCAAUCUGAUCAAGUUGUACGAUUUCCAGGCUAUUCCUGAAGAAGUUGCUGCAUCAAAGGAUAGAUGUGCAUUCCUUACGUUAACUGUCAAAAAGAAUAGCUAUAAGGUUUUGGUUAAGCGUAGAGUUUCAGGAAUCUAA
This is a messenger RNA of Zychaea mexicana, 1566 nucleotides long. Its product is annotated as cytochrome P450. NCBI's taxonomy places the organism in Eukaryota, Fungi, Mucoromycota, Mucoromycetes, Mucorales, Lichtheimiaceae. Gene Ontology annotation, molecular function: monooxygenase activity; oxidoreductase activity, acting on paired donors, with incorporation or reduction of molecular oxygen; heme binding. The transcript is spliced from 9 exons. The coding region runs from base 1 to 1566 and encodes 521 amino acids. The record is from RefSeq and is a predicted model, not a curated record.